UAAGGAAAGGCAGGAUGCACCGUUCUUUGCAGAAGGAAUCGACAGUUGUGUACUCGGCACUCACUUUGGCCAAGGGAGGACGCGGUGCGGAAGCCAUUAAAUUGCUUGAGACGUUGAAAACGCGUCCUAUUAGUGAUCCUGAGACCAUUAAUAUCAUUCAAGCAAUUUACGCUGAUCAGGGAAGAGCUGAUGAAUCUUUUGUUUUUUGGGACUCAUACUUGAAACAUAAUGGUCGCAAUGAAAAAGGGUUGAGUCUGUACUUUCAGGCUUGUAUUCGUACGAAAAACUUGGCACACCAGAGAAAGGCUGCCCUUGAACUGCAAAAACACUUUCCUUCAAGACAACACAGUCUUUGGCUGAUCUUUACCAUGUAUCUUAUUUGCAUGAAAUCGGAAAACCCAACGGAGGUGUCUCUUCUCAAGCAACUCAUGCUUCGUUCUGCCGAUAAAGUGUUUGGUGAGGGAGAAGAUACUGUUUUCGAGAAUGAAGAGCUUCAUUUAUACGUUGAUGUGCUUAAAGUUGCUGGAAAGGGUGAUGUUGCUUUAAAGCUGCUCUCUUCUGACCGUGCAUCCGAGUGUGUGAAAUCGGACGCAGAUCUCCUGUUAAAGAAAUUGAAUUUAAUGCGUGAGUUUGCCCAAUGGGACAGUCUGUUCACGACUGCCAAAUCUCUGUUUGAAUCUGGAAAUUUGGACUGGAAGGUUUGCUCGGCUCUCUUAGACUGUGCCAAAAACGACGAAAACGUCCGUUCUACAGUUUUAUCUCUGAUUAAGGAGAAGCUUUCUGCUUCUAAAGUGGAACGCAAUAUCUAUCUUCUGCACAUUGAGUUCACCAAACUUUUCGCUAAGGAUGAGUUAUUGGACAGCAUUUUCACUUACAUCAAAAAGCAAUACGUUAAACCGAUUGUUUUUGAUGAUGUGAAGGGAACGUUGAAGGAGCUUACGAGCGAACAGCGUCUUGGAUUCGUUUCUACACUUAGUAACAUUCUUGAAUUGGCUGCUGACAAGGAAAACACACUUUCAUACGUUUACAAAACGGUUCUUCUUUUAAAAUUCCGCUACUUUUUGGGCGAAAUUUCCUCUACGGAAGCACGCAAGCAGUUUAUUUCGGAUUGCUUAGAUGUGUACCAAAUAGGUUCGGACUUGAGUAAAGAUCUGCUUCCCACAGACUUUUCGUACGGCUAUGAGUCCAUUCUUCUGGCUGUUCAUACCUUGGUUGAUGAGUACACAGAGCAAAAGGCCGCUGGAAAUGCUUACUGCCAAUCCGUCCUUUUUGAUGCUAUUGUGCUUUUGGAAAAAGUUUUGGAAAAAUCUUAUCACAAUUAUCACUUCAAGCUUCUGCUUGUUCGACUUUAUCUUAUGUUCGACGGUGGUUUCCCAGCAGCCAUGUUCGUUUAUGAUACGAUGUCAAUCAAGCAGGUCCAGAACGAUACCCUUGCUCAUCAUUUGCUGACACGCGCAACUUCUCUUUACCCAAGUUAUAAUAUUCAAAGCAAGCUCAAUGACUGCAUGAAGUUGUAUUCUGCAAAUGAGCUCGAAACCCCAGAGAUGAUUUUCGAUGCUUAUCAACGGGGCGCCUACUCUCAGAUUGAGGAUUUCGUUGCCUUCCGUUCUCGCUUGGAUCAUAGUACCUGGAAGAGCUUAACCCUUCUUGAGCGUGCUCGCAUUCAUUACUUGUCCUCAAACAAGGCACCUAAAGAGUAUUUGCCAAGAUGCUCAAAUCCUAAAGAUAACCGAGACAUUCGUGUUAUGGUAUCUUUUACCGACGAAAACAAACCUACGAUAGACGAACUUCUGCGUAAUGCCCCUCAACCCGGAACUCCUUGGAUUCAUCUUUUCGUUGAUGGACAUACGUUGGUUCAAGAUCACAUCGUCCAAGGUGAUUACAACAAGGCUAAGUCAGCAGCAGAAGCUAUGCAAACGUUGUUGGACACUGCCGAUGCUAAAGCUCAACUUACACCUGAAGAGCUGAGACAUGUUAAGGUGUUGAUCCAACUGGGCAUGAUGGCUCCCUCAGUUAAGGCCGGUGAGAAUCUUAGCGAUAGUUUUAACGCUAUCCUUGAACAACUGAAGACGGAAACCUACACCCCUAAUACCCCCUAUGUAAUCUUUUCGAAAGAGCUCGAGACAAUGAAUGACCUCAUUACUUGUCUUAACAGUUUCACAUAUCAUUCCCCAAGCUCUGGAAAGAAGGCUUAUAACGCCAGCGUGCGUGCUUUGCGCGAUCAUAUCUUGGCAAAGAUUUCCUCAGUGAGCGGACUCAUCAAACAAAAGAAAAAGCAAACCCGCAAGCACUUGCUUGACAUCCUUUCUCAUUCAUUUUUGUCUUCUUCAAUUGCACAGGAAAAGCUUCCUUACAACAGGGACUAUGGAAGACAAAUUGUUGACAACGCUCUUAACUCAUCUCACCUCGUUGGUGAUGCUGUCGCGAAGGUUCAAAAGGUGGUUCAUUUUUAAUGUAUCCAAUUUGAAUUAAUAAAAUCUUCAUUAUCAUUUCUCAUAAACGGUCAUAAUAGCAAGUUCGUUUAGUGUUGGCCU
Schizosaccharomyces japonicus yFS275 is the source of this 2534-nucleotide messenger RNA. RefSeq names its product NatB N-acetyltransferase complex non catalytic subunit Arm1. The transcript is spliced from 8 exons. NCBI's taxonomy places the organism in Eukaryota, Fungi, Ascomycota, Schizosaccharomycetes, Schizosaccharomycetales, Schizosaccharomycetaceae. The record is from RefSeq and is a predicted model, not a curated record. The coding region runs from base 15 to 2453 and encodes 812 amino acids.